Funneliformis geosporum is the source of this 341-nucleotide messenger RNA. NCBI's taxonomy places the organism in Eukaryota, Fungi, Glomeromycota, Glomeromycetes, Glomerales, Glomeraceae. The record is from the annotation of a GenBank genome assembly.
AUGGCGAAUGUUAAUGCACCUAAUGUCGUACCUAAUGUCAGUAACGUAGGUAAGACAACCACAACUGUCCCCGAUCUUCAAAGAGUACUUGAUAGCUUGACUCUGAGACAGAAAAGGAGAUACAAUAACUCGAACGAAAAAGUCACACUAUUGGAAAUGAUUUUAGAUGAACGAAAAAAAUCGGAAGUCAACUGUGAAAUAAUCUCUGUUGCAAUGUAUGCAAUAACUACUGUUGCUAUUGCUCUCGCAAAUGCAUUAUAUUUUAAAAGUGAUGAAUCAACGAAAAAUUUUUCCUUAAUUAUAAAUUCUGUUUAUUAUGGAGCUAAGUUAGUUAUUAUGGG